This is a messenger RNA of Copidosoma floridanum, 4434 nucleotides long. RefSeq names its product collagen XV/XVIII-type protein multiplexin (gene Mp). NCBI's taxonomy places the organism in Eukaryota, Metazoa, Arthropoda, Insecta, Hymenoptera, Encyrtidae. The record is from RefSeq and is a predicted model, not a curated record.
UAUCGGCAAUCUCGAUUUUACUCUCUUUUUCGCAGAGUCGCGACAAGUGCCGAAAGUAUACUUAUAAAUUGUGUACAUCGUGUAGUACAAAACCCGCGUCAGGAGCAGCCUCGUGCAGGAAAAAAGUAAUUUCGGGCCGAGUAGCGGAGCGCCGAUGGAGUGACUCAAUAUGUCGACCAGUUUCAGCGUCUCGUUGGUGCUGCUGGCGUGCGGCUGGGCGAUUACUGCCGAUGCCACGCAGAACUUCUUCAGCGACAAGAAAGAGACGCACUUCGAUCUGAUGGAGGCGGCCGUGUCGCUGAUAGACGAUAAGAACCACUACAUAACCGACGGAUACGACGGCUUCCCGUCUUUUGGCUUCCGGCUCGGCUCCGAGGUCAAACAGCCCUACCGGAUGUACCUGCCGGAGAAGCUGCCCGCCGAGUUCACCCUCGUCGCCUCGUUCAAACCCCUGUCGGUCAGGAACAGCUAUCUGUUCGCGGUGCUCAAUCCCUUUGAGACUGUCGUCCAGCUGGGCAUCCGUAUCUCCGAGGGACCUGCAUCGUCCAACCAAAACAUAUCGCUGGUCUACACGAACUCUGAUCUGCACUCCUUCUCUGACGAGAUAGCAAAGUUCACUGUGCCAAAAAUCGUAAAAAAAUGGACCCGAAUGGUCAUUCGCGUCACCGCGAAUGAGGUCAUUCUCUACCUGAAUUGCCACGAAAUGGCACGUCAGCGUGUAACUCGUAUUCCGCAGGAACUCGUCUUCGACACCGCCAGCACGCUGUACAUAGCUCAGGCUGGACCUCACAUUCAGGAAAAAUAUGACGGCCUGCUGCAGACGCUCAAGCUUCACGCCGGCUACCCUCAGGAUCUCGUCAAGUGCAACAACGACUUUGACUUUCUGUCAGGCGAUGGCUCGGGAGACGACGACCCGAUGAGUGGCUCGGGAGACGAGUUCAAUUUCGACGAGGCACCCCUCGUCACAGGAGACGAUGAGAUCGAUAGCGAAGAAGUGAAGCCUCCACCGCCCAUAACGCCACCUCCACCAAGUCAAACCAGCAAGGACUUGAUGAAAGGAGAGAAAGGCGAAAAAGGCGAGAAAGGCGAGAGCGUGAGAGGACCACCGGGACCGCCGGGCAAAGGCUACGAGCUUAACGACGAGGAGUGGACGGCGAGGCUGCCCAAGGGACCACCAGGACCAAAGGGCGAUCCAGGCGACUGCAGUUGCAACGCGUCAACUCUGCUGACGUCCUUCACGAACCCGAAAAUCAUCCAGGGCCAGAAAGGCGAGCCCGGAGAAGCCGGCAUGCAAGGCACAGAGGGCAAGCAGGGCCCACUUGGGCUGACGGGAGCUGCAGGACCUCCUGGCGAGCGUGGCCAACCUGGGCCUCACGGGCCAAAGGGAGACAAAGGGGAACUUGGAAUGACUGGGCCUGAAGGUCCCCAAGGACAAAAAGGAGAGCCAGGAAAGGAUGGAGCUGCCGGGGAGAAGGGAGCCAUGGGCCCGCCCGGGCCUCCUGGAAAGGGAGAGUUUGCCGGCUAUGACCCGAGCUGGAAGCCCCGAGCUAUCUACAGGACGGACGGCUACACCAUGCGCCCUGGCUUGCCUGGGCAGAAGGGCGAUGAGGGCAAGCCCGGUCAUCCUGGUCAGAAAGGGGAGCAAGGAGUGCACGGGUCCAAGGGUACCAAGGGAGAACCUGGACACAAGGGCUCGAAGGGUGACCACGGCAGGGAAGGUUCACGUGGUCAUCAAGGGAUGAAAGGUGAGCCCGGGGCUCCCGGGACUCCUGGGUUGCCUGGAGCCACAGGUGAAGUUGGCCGUGCAGGUGAUAAGGGAGCUAAAGGAGACAUUGGGCCGGAGGGCAAGAGCGGACCCGCUGGGCCUCCAGGACCUCCUGGAAUUGGCGGCAUCAGUAUCGGUGAAGACGGUAGUAGCAUCGCGAGAGGUGACAAGGGUGAUCCUGGAGAACGUGGUUACAAAGGAGACAUUGGUUUUAAGGGUGAGAAAGGAGAUACUGGCCACGCAGGACCAGCUGGAGUGCCUGGAGUUAACGGUAUUCAGGGGCCUCAAGGUGACAAAGGCGAGCCUGGAAAGGACGGUGUGCCCGGGAUUCCUGGCGUACCAGGGUUAAAGGGUGAGCGGGGUGAUCGCGGGCCACCCGGGGCUGUGUCGAUAGCCAGCGCAGGUGAUUACGUGACGAUCAAAGGUGAAAAGGGCGAUGAAGGAAAGAGAGGCCGCAGAGGAAAGACCGGACCCCAGGGGCCUCCCGGACCACCCGGUACCAUCGGCGACAUUGGACUGCCAGGGUGGACGAAUUCCAUGAAGGGUCGGCCAGGAAAUCCCGGAGUACCUGGAAGUCCAGGACCCAAGGGAGACCGGGGGGAGGACGGUCUGCCCGGAACCGCCGGUCGCGACGGCCAGAGAGGCCCUCCCGGACCCCCGGGGCCCCCUGCCCAAGGCACCUACAUACCAGUACCAGGACCCCCAGGGCCUCCGGGACCUCCUGGUCCAGGAAUCGGCAAGGCGCAUAUAUACGGAGAACGCGACUUUUACGGUUCCAGACAAGGACUGAGGAGCAACGUCGACGAGUUAAACGCCCUGCGCGAGCUCAAGCAGCUGAAGGAACUUAAAGAGCAGCUGGGUUCCAAUGUGGCAGCGACGAGGGGGCCUUUAGAGACUACAACGAAAAUCGUACCGGGCGCAGUGACAUUUAAAAAUACGGAAGCGAUGACCAAGAUGUCUGCUGUGAGUCCCGUAGGAACACUCGCCUACAUCAUAGACGAGCAAGCGUUGCUAGUUAGAGUCAACAACGGCUGGCAGUAUAUUCCGUUGGGCACGCUAUUGCCGAUCACGACGCCCGUACCGCCAACGACCGUCUCCCUGCCGGUUAAUCCGCCAUUCGAGGCCUCUAAUCUGAUCAAUCAGAUUCCAAUAAAGGCAGACGGCACGAGCUGGUCACCGAAAAUGCUACGACUGGCCGCGCUGAACGAGCCGGUGAGCGGCGACAUGCACGGCACCCGGGGAGCCGACUACAACUGCUACAGGCAAGCCAAACGCGCCGGCUUCCGCUCUACCUUCCGCGCUUUCCUCAGCUCGCGCGUCCAAAACGUCGACAGCAUCGUCCGGCUGACCGAUCGCGACCUACCGAUCGUCAACAUAAAGGGCGACGUGCUCUUCAACUCGUGGAAGGAGAUGUUCAACGGCAACGGGGCCCACUUCUCCCAAAACCCGCGGAUCUACAGCUUCAACGGGAAAAACAUCCUCACCGACUACACGUGGCCGGAGAAGGUCAUCUGGCACGGGUCGCACGCGCUGGGCGACCGGGCGAUGGACACGUACUGCGACGCCUGGCACUCGGGCAGCGCGGACAGGUACGGGCUCGGCUCGCCCUUGACCAGCGGUAGACUGCUCGAGCAGCUGCGCUACUCCUGCGACAACAAGCUCACCCUCCUUUGCAUCGAAGUCUCGAGCGAGCCGAGCAAGCGACGCCGACGCCGGCGCUCCUUAGAGGAGGACGAGGACGAGGAGGUGCUCAGCGAGGACGAGUACGCCGAGCAGCUGCGCCAACUGUCCAGGGACCCGCAACUGUGAAUUAAUUACAACUGCCGCGCCUGUCUUACGCAUCAGGUGUAAACCAACAGCGAGUCGGUUGUUGCUUCUUUUUCACUGGUGCUCGCUAAUAUCAUCUUCAACUUUUCGUUUGUCCCUUGCUUUUGAGAUGGCGAGUCUUGGAAAUAAUGCCACGCGAACGGUCAAUUGGUUUUUUUUUUAAGAUCCGAGGGAAAUCGCUCGGGUCAACGUUUUUUGGGUAUACGAUAACAAUAUUUUUUCAUCCGUUUUACAUAUCACUUGGAGACUGAUCGCUGUACGUGUUAAGGAACUCUUAAUUGUGUUUGUCCACUUGCGUGCAUGGGGAUACGUUAAGAUUGAAAAAUGGUGGGGUUUUUUUUUGUUUUUUUUUUUUAGUUACAGCGAAGCAAACGAUUUUCGAACCACUGCCGACUAUAGGUAUGUACAUUGAUAAGAAAUAGCGUGGAUGCCAAGGAAAAAAUUUUAUAAAUGCGAUUUUUAAUAGUAUUACGGUGAAAUGAACGACACCUUGUGAAUUUAGAAUUGCGUGGGGCUUGCGUCGUCUCGCAAUGUGUUUCUCUCGUCACGAUAAACGUCCAGUACUUAGCACUACAGCCGUAACGAAAAAAUCAAUUGCAAGUGAAAGAAAAAUAAAUAAAAUAAAAUAAUGUUUGAGAGAAACGUAUGAAAAUAAAUCGAGUCUUGCCUCCUUUUUCCCAUCUCCACAAACACAUAGCCGUAAUGUCUAGCAAAUAGUUGCCAUCUUCAAACCUAGAUAGCUGAAGCGGGUAUCCUGGACAAAAAGAGCGCGCGAUUUCAACGAAUUAGAUUCCCCCUGAGUUUCUUAAAAAGUCACACGAAUAGGUACUAUUAUAUCGAAC